UACAGCCUGGUCGACGGUUGUUUGAUAGAAACUUAGAUUAUGUAUAUUUAGAUAAUUUUCAUUAUAAUAUAGUAACUAUAAUGACUUGCCAUGAGACUGCAAAGCUGCCAUUUUCGUUUCCUAAGAUCUACUUUUUGAUAUUGGAAUUUUGGUUGCUUUGUGUAUCCUGAAUUAUUUUUUUUUUAUUGAAAUUUUCAUGCUCUGCAUGUUUGUGCCAAAUGCUUCGAACUGAAUCAAUUGAUUGACAUUGAAGCUGAUAUAGUUAAGAUUUCAAAGCCUCCUGCGACCCGGAAUUUUAAGCUAAGAUAAAAGUCUUUUUAUCCCAAGCCUUCUGUGGCCUUUGAAUUUCAUAAAAAAAUGCUUUUGAUGAACACCUAUUCCCUGCAUGCCAUCCACCAAUUGUCAUUCAUAAUAGAUGGCAAUAGGUUCUCCGAAAGAAGCAUGUCUUUUGACUUUUAUGUAAUGUAUGCAAAAUAAUGUAACGCUACCAAAAGAAUUUUCAGUGAUGUUCUAAAAUAUUAUGUUCAAGUCGACUCAAAAAGUAUGAAAUGGAAAUACAGUUGUGAUAGUGAAAAAACUGAGCAAGUACUGUAAUCUGGAGAAGAUCAACGCGGAUAAUGGAUUUAUGUGCCAAAUCAAUUGCGGAAAAUACCCUGAGUACCUAUUCAUAUUGCUAGUCACGAUAAAAAUGUUUACCAGACCAGGCUAAGUUAUAAUUUUCUGUACCCUCAAUUAUUUCAUUGGUAGAGGUGAAUGCUUUGCUCGGAAUUGAAAGUUUUAUAUUCAAAAUAGCCAAGUAAAUGAGGUGAUGGUAUCAUCGCGAGAUGGGGGAGGAGAUGAGGACAAAAUAUCAUUAAUCACUGCAGCGAGUACUACACCUCAGGAAAGCCUUAAAAGCGCAGAAACAGGUAUACCAGGCAUUGACGUCCAACGAAAAUUCGAACCUAAACCUCACCAGAAGGUGGUAGGAGGGAGGAUCUUCAGCUAUCGAAAGCGAAAACCUUCGGAACCGAACAGCCUCUUUGCUGCCCCACCUGGCGUCAACCCUCAUCAUAUGUCUUCUUCGAGUAGCCGUCGAAAUCCAGGAGGUUCGCGACUAGUAUUCAUAUGGCCGCAGAAGACCCGCACUCGAGGUCGAUUGCUGUGCGUAAUGGCACCUUUGAUCCAUGGGGCACUAGUUGGGCUGCUGUGUUUAGAUGCUGUUCAUCUUUGGCCUGGGGAAUUCCUACCAACUUGUCUCCCAUCUUCUUCGCCGUCGCCACAGCCUCCUGUGCAAUGUAACAUCAUUGAACCUUUAUGGUGUGAUAAUACCUGAUUGCUUGCGAUAAGAUCAUUUUUGAUGUUAGCUCAAAAACACUGUAUCAAAACUUCAUAUUCGCUGGCAUUGUGAGGAUUUCUAUUGAACUUUUCUCGUAGCGAUGUUAUUGCAGGCGUAUAGGAGUGUGAGAGUAAUUACAACUGAUAGUAAGGUCGCUGAAAAAAAUUAUUGGACAUUGUAUGAUUCCACAUGCUUUACAUAUCGUAAUAUGUACUCAAUCUGUUGUGUCGGACUUUGAAAAAUAUAUCUUGUUGAUCUCA
Molecule: messenger RNA, 1578 nt
Organism: Athalia rosae (coleseed sawfly)
Lineage: Eukaryota; Metazoa; Arthropoda; Insecta; Hymenoptera; Athaliidae
Exons: 2
Coding region: 809-1315 (168 amino acids)
Source: RefSeq, a predicted model, not a curated record